AUGGCUAGACCCUUUGCUUUCCUGAUGGCCCUGGUGGUGUUGAACUACUGGUCAACAUGCUGUCUGGGAUGUGACCUACGUCAGACUUAUACCCACAUGAAAAAUAAAAUCUUGAAUCCCCUAGACGAAUUGAAGAGACCCUCCCUUGUCUCCUGCCUGAAGGACAGAAAGGACUUUGCAUUCCCUCUGAAGAAGGUGGAUGCCCAGCACAUCCAGAAGGCACAAGCAAUCUCUUUCCUACAGGGGCUGGCCCAGCAGGUCCUGACCCUCUUGGUGCCAAUGGACUCAUCUCAUGUUUGGGAGAAAAAAGUCCUGGAAACAUUCCUUAGUGAUCUCAAUGACCAGCUCAAACUCCUGACAACAUGUCAGGGGAUGGGUGAUUCGCAGGUGACUGUGAAUGAUUACUUCCACAGGAUCACUGUCUACCUGAAGGAGAAGAAAUACAGCCCCUGUGCCUGGGAGGUGGUCAGAGCAGAAAUCUGGAGAGCCCUGACUUUUUUAAACAACUUGCUGCCAAUAUUUGCUGAGAAGAAGGAAGCCCUAACAAAAAUGGAGAGGACUCUCCUGAGCUAG
This is a messenger RNA of Phodopus roborovskii (desert hamster), 573 nucleotides long. RefSeq names its product interferon alpha-9-like. Lineage: Eukaryota; Metazoa; Chordata; Mammalia; Rodentia; Cricetidae. Bases 1 to 573 code for a protein of 190 amino acids. The record is from RefSeq and is a predicted model, not a curated record. The transcript has a single exon. Gene Ontology annotation, cellular component: extracellular region. Gene Ontology annotation, biological process: adaptive immune response; humoral immune response; defense response. Gene Ontology annotation, molecular function: type I interferon receptor binding; cytokine activity.